Messenger RNA from Talpa occidentalis (Iberian mole), 4936 nucleotides. RefSeq lists its product as uncharacterized. Gene Ontology annotation, biological process: virion assembly; proteolysis; DNA integration. The record is from RefSeq and is a predicted model, not a curated record. Lineage: Eukaryota; Metazoa; Chordata; Mammalia; Eulipotyphla; Talpidae. Gene Ontology annotation, molecular function: RNA-DNA hybrid ribonuclease activity; nucleic acid binding; aspartic-type endopeptidase activity.
AUGGAGGCAACAGCCACCAGGAGGCAGUGCCUGGAUGAUCAGAAGCAGUGGACAGUUCUCAGAGGUGAAGCAGACACAGACGGCAGGUCACCUGUCAAUAGUACUGGACAGCACUGGUCAGUAGUGCUGAUCACCACUGUCCACAAGAAGGCAGUGUCAAAGCUCAUUAUGGUAGAAGACAUCUUUGCCACUGUAGCCCCAGUGGGACUGCAUGCCCUGUGCUCAUGUGGUAGGGGAACCACUGACCCCACCAUCGCUGCCAGCCUCUGCCAGCAGCAGUGGCCGAAGUUCAGAGUUGGUUGGCCCCCGGAGGGAACUUUUGAUUUACAGAUUGUCCGUCGCGUAAAAAAAAUCAUCACCAGUGAAAGAAAAUUCGGACAUCCUGACCAACUCCCGUAUAUCUUAGUCUGGCAAGAUCUAGUCCAGAACCCCCCUGCUUGGUUAAAGCCAUUUUUGUCGUUACAGGCACAACCCGUACUGCCGGCUAAACUGCUUGGGUCCCACCCCAACACCCCGUCGGCACCUGCGGUUUUCCAAGACUCUACCCCGGAGGAACUUCUAUUUCCACCACCCUAUCAUAACCCUUGUAGUAACCCUCCCCAACUCCUGCGGUCGGCUGACCACCCUCCCCCAGAGGCGGGCGGGGCUCGUGGGCAGGGUCCGGCGGCAGGCACCCGCUCAGUGAAGGCGAAUUCCCCGGAUUCCACCGUCCUGCCCCUGCGUGUGGCAGGAUUGCCUAAUGAGCAGGGCAACCAGCCCAUGCACUACUGGCCGUUUGCGACCAGUGACCUCUACAACUGGAGAGCACAAAAUGCACGUUUCUCUGACAACCCUAAAGACCUUGUUAAUCUCCUAGACACUGUUCUAUUUACUCAUCAGCCCACCUGGGAUGAUUGCCAACAGCUCUUGCAGGUCCUCUUCACCACUGAGGAGCGAAAUCGUAUACUGACGGCCGCCAGGAAAUUAGUCCCUGGAGAAGAUGGCACACCCACCACAAACGCGGCCCGCAUAGAUUUAGUGUUUCCCUUGACCCAACCUGACUGGGAUUUUAACCAGGCUGAAGGUAAGGAGAGACUCCGGGUGUACCGCCAGACUCUAAUGGCAGGGUUGCGUGCAGCAGCCCGCAAGCCCACCAAUUUGGCCAAGGUAGGGGAUGUGCAGCAGGGAAGGGAGGAGACCCCCGCGGCUUUUCUAGAACGCCUCAUGGAAGCUUUUCGGCAAUAUACUCCUAUGGAUCCGGAGGCAACGGAGAACAGGGCCGCGGUGGUGGCAGAAAAGGUGUACAAUCGCCGUGAAACUCCUGAGCAAAGAAAAGACCGCAUCCGCCAGGAAGAACGGAAGGUAAGGGCGGCUGAAAACGCACGCCACACUCGGGAUAUGGCCAGAAUCCUGUUCGCCGUCACUCAAAAGGACGACCCGGCACAGCAUUCAGUCCUCACGGAACCCUUGGGUAAACUUUCCGGUAAAACUUCGUGGGUGCAAGGGGCUACGGGAUGCAAGCAGUAUCCCUGGACCACGAAAAGAUCUGUAGACCUGGGAAAAGGUCAGGUCUCGCACACCUUCGUUGUAAUUCCUGAAUGCCCGUACCCAUUAAUUGGAAGAGACCUUUUAACCAAGGUAGGAGCGCAAAUCUCAUUUGGACAGGAAGGUGUCAAAAUCAAGGACUUUAAGGGCUCUCCCCUACACGUCCUCACGAUUUCCCUUCAAGAUGAGUACCGCCUUUUGGUGGCGCCAGAUCACCCACCCCUUUCUGGGUGGUGGAUGGAAUCUUUCUCGAAUGUUUGGGCAGAAACCGGGGGCGUUGGCCUGGCGUCCCACAGACCACCCAUUAUAGUCCAGCUAAAGCCUGGGGCUGAACCCAUUCGGGUAAAACAGUACCCUAUGCCUGCAGAAGCCAAGGCAGGAAUAACGCCUCAUAUUCGGAGGCUAUUGGACAGUGGUAUCCUUAAAACAUGCCAUUCGUCAUGGAACACCCCUUUGUUACCGGUGCGAAAACCACACUCGCAAGACUUCAGGCCGGUACAGGACCUCAGAGAAGUAAAUAAACGGGUCAUAGAUAUCCACCCCACAGUCCCAAACCCUUAUACCUUGCUGAGUGCCUUGCCACCUACUCAUGUGUGGUACACAGUAUUGGACUUAAAAGAUGCCUUCUUUAGUCUACCACUAGCACCCCAAAGCCAGGAAAUGUUUGCCUUUGAAUGGCAGGAUGCGGAACGGGGCAUCAGUGGACAAUUAACUUAGACAAGGUUACCUCAAGGGUUUAAAAACUCUCCCACCCUUUUUGACGAGGCCCUUCAUGAGGAUUUAAAAAAAUUCCGCAGCCGAUUUCCCGAACUAACUUUGCUCCAGUAUGUUGAUGAUCUGUUACUUGCAGCGGAAAGUGAGCAUGCCUGCCGAACAGGAACAGCCGAAUUACUGACGAAACUGGGCCAGAUGGGAUACCGCGUCUCCGCAAAAAAGGCACAAAUUUGCCUGCCCGAGGUAAUCUAUCUGGGCUACCGCCUCAAAAACGGUUAUAGGUGGCUGACGGAAGCCAGAAAAGCUACUGUCUUACAGUUGCCGACACCCACCACCAAAAGAGAGGUACGUGAGUUCCUGGGAUCUGCUGGGUUUUGCCGGCUAUGGAUACCUGGAUUCGCAGACCUGGCCCAACCCUUGUAUGAGGCUACCCGGGAAAAAGUAACUUUUCAGUGGACUCCCCAGAUGCAGCAGUCUUUUGAGUCCUUAAAGAGGGCUUUACUGUCUGCACCAGCCCUGGGUCUUCCGGACAUUACAAAGCCUUUCCAUUUGUUCGUAGAUGAGGCAAAGGGCAUAGCUAAAGGGGUGCUCACUCAGUCCUUGGGCCCCUGGAGGCGUCCUGUGGCUUAUCUGUCUAAAAAGUUAGACCCGGUGGCGUCCGGCUGGCCACCGUGCUUACGCAUGGUGGCAGCGGCUGCCCUCCUUUUCAAGGACUCCCAAAAACUGUCUCUGGGACAAGUUACUUCCAUAAUCACCCCCCAUGCGGUGGAAGGAGUCCUCAGGCAGCCGCCAGAGAGGUGGAUGAGUAAUGCCCGAAUCACGCAUUACCAAAGCCUAUUGCUCAACCCAGAGAGGGUCAAUUUUUCGCCACCCACGGGGCUAAACCCCGCCUCCCUCCUACCUGCCCCUGACCUGGAGGCCCAUCUAGACUGUGUUGAUAUCUUGGCCCAGGUCCAAGGGUUACGCCCUGAUCUGCGAGAUAACCCUCUGCCGGACGGACUGGUUUGCUUUACGGAUGGGAGCAGUUUUAUCCACGAGGGCCGAAGAGCGGCAGGGGCGGCAGUGGUGUCCAUGCAGGAAGUCAUAUGGGCUGAGCCUUUGCCAUCCGGGACGUCCGCUCAAAAGGCUGAACUAAUUGCCCUAACCAAAGCUCUCACCUUGGCUCGAGAAAAAAAUUUAACUGUGUAUACUGACAGCAGAUAUGCAUUUGCCACGGCCCACGUACACGGGGCCAUAUAUCGAGAGCGCGGGCUCUUAACCUCCGACGGCAAAGGCAUUAAAAACGCUCAAGAAAUUAUGGAUCUCCUGGCAGCGCUGUGGCUACCACGUAAGCUGGCUAUAGUGCAUCAUCCAGGUCAUCAAAAGGACUCCUCGACUCCAACUCAAGGUAAUAAGCGGGCGGAUGAGGCAGCACGCCAAGCUGCCCUAAUGCCGUCUCUACCGGGUGCUUUUUCUUUGGGACACUGGUGGUACACCCAAGAAACUAAGGCCAUCUUGCCAGCACACUUGGCCACUGAUCUCAUUCAGUGCUUGCACCGAGCCACGCAUUUGGGAGAGAGAAAAAUUCUAACUCUAAUCAGGCAAUGGAACCUCCAUGUCCGGGACGCAACCUGUACCGUGCGACAAGUAGUGGCAUCCUGCCAGUCGUGUGCCAUGGUAAACGCCACCAAGACAACCGGUGAACCAGGAAUGAGGCCGCGAGGAACGCGCCCGGGGGUCCAUUGGGAAAUAGACUUCACCGAGGUAAGACCAGGUAAAUUUGGCUAUCGAUACCUGCUGGUCCUGGUGGACACGUUUUCCGGAUGGCCGGAGGCGUUCCCGACAAGAGGUGAGUCAGCUCGAGUGGUAGCCAAAAUCCUGUUGGAAAACAUUUUUCCUAGAUUUGGGUUUCCAGUGACCAUUGGGUCAGACAAUGAACCAGCCUUUGUCUCUCAGGUAUCAAAAUCUGUGGCUUCUGCCCUGGGAGCAGAGUGGAAGCUCCAUUGUGCCUAUCGGCCCCAGAGUUCAGGGCAGGUGGAGAGAAUGAACAGAACUUUAAAAAAAACUUUAACUAAAUUAACUUUAGAGUCUGGCGGGGACUGGGUGACUCUCCUUCCCUAUGCCCUCUUCCGGGCUCGCAUCCCUUAUCGUCUGGGUCUGUCUCCGUUCGAGAUUAUCUAUGGAACCGCCCCCCCAACCACACCGCACGGUGCGCAGUUAGCUUGUGAUUUGCCUUCUGAUUGUGAACUUUUUCUUUCUGUGUGGGCUGUACAGCAGGCUCACCAGGAGGUCUGGCCCCGCCUCAGAGCGCUCUAUGAAGGGGGAGGACCUUCUCAGACAGCCCACAAAUUUCAGCCUGGAGAUCUUGUCCUUGUCCGCCGACACAAGACCGACGGUCGUGGCCUCCAGCCCCGGUGGAAGGGUCCCUACAUCGUCCUCCUGACCACACCCACCGCACUCAAAGUGGACGGCAUCGCGGCCUGGGUUCAUCACUCACACGUCAAGACGGCACCAACUGACGACUCCCAGCUGCAGUGGCGAGCCCGGAAGCAUCCCACCAAUCCACUCAAGCUGACUCUUCAGGCGCUCCCGGCUACAACCCAUCGCUCCCAGACCACUGCCCACGCCGUGAAAAAUGACACCAAACUGUAAUGUUGGCUACCUACUGUCCUUCCUUUGUUUUCUCCUUGUCGGGGCUGACUGGGAUCCCUGCCGACGG